Molecule: messenger RNA, 997 nt
Organism: Carica papaya (papaya)
Lineage: Eukaryota; Viridiplantae; Streptophyta; Magnoliopsida; Brassicales; Caricaceae
Source: RefSeq, a predicted model, not a curated record
AAAAGCGAUUAAAAUAAAUUUCCUGUCACUUUCUUACAGCGUGUCAAGAGUAGACCCAUGGGGACUCCCCGUUCAACCAUCACCUUCCUCGAAACUUCCAUUACUUGCUAUAAAUCAGUAAUCGAAGCGAUCUAUAAGAAAGAUUUUGUCUGCAACAAAAAAUCCACCAAAGAAAAAGUUAAUGGGUUCAUCGUUAUCGGUGGUUGCUUCUCUGGCUAUUAUCCGUAGCACAAUCAAUGAAAUCAUUCCGCCGGAACUGCGCAAGUACUUGUGGAUUCUCUGUCGGCGGUUCUCCUCCGAAGUAACGCUGGUUAUUGAAGAAUCCCACGAUGAAUCCAGAAACCAUCUCUACAAUGCCGUUGUCACUUAUCUCGGCGGUCAUGUCUUGUUCAGCUCGUCUGGAUCGAGCUUCGUUUAUUCUUCUCAGCGAUUCACGGUGGGCAAGAGCGAGAAGACGAAGAACAUCACGUUUGGUCUCGGCAGAAACUCCGAGAUCAUUGACGACUUUCGUGACGUCCGAAUGAAGUGGAAAUUCAGCUCCGAUGAGAAUAAUUCCACGCAGCAGAAAGAUACGAGCUGGUACGAGCUCUGUUUUGGGAAAGAGCAUUUGGAGAUGGUGAAGAACAAAUAUCUUCCUCAUAUUCUUGAGGUAGCGAAGAGAAUUCAUACCCAGAAUCGGAUUGUGAAGUUCCACACGAUCCGGCACGACAGAUGGGGCGGGCACGGUAUCAACUUGGAGCACCCAAUGACUUUUGACACUUUAGCCAUGGAUGGGGAGCUGAAGAAAGAACUGAUAGAAGAUCUCGACAGCUUCAUUAACGCCAAACAGUAUUACAAGAAGAUUGGUAAAAUUUGGAAACGUGGGUAUUUAUUGUACGGACCACCGGGAACUGGAAAAUCGAGCUUGGUUGCAGCCAUGGCGAAUUACCUCAACUACGAUAUUUACAAUUUGAAUUUGUCCGCUGUUAAUUCUGAUAGCGCUUUGGAGUUUUUACUC